GCCCUGCAGACCAUGAAGCUGGAGCCAAUAUCACCACCAAACAAUAUCAACAUGUCUGAUGCAGUAGCGGCAGAAGCGCCUGCCGCGCCGGUGACGGUUGUCAAGGGAAUGAAGAAGAAUGGCAAGCAGUGGCACGACAACAAGAGCGCCUUCCGACCCCGCGCAAACCAGACAUCGUGGGAUAAGCGAACAGCCGAGAGGAAAGCGAUGGCUGCAGUCAAGGCUAAGGAGAAGGAGCUGAAGGACGAAAAGGCAGCAGCAAAGCAGGCGCAAACCGACCGAAUCCGCGAGAAGCGUGCCGUGAAGGAGGAGAGGGAGCGCUUCGCCAAGAUGGAAGAGAAGAUGCACAAGAAGCGCGUAGAGCGCCUGAAGAGGAGGGAGAAGCGCAAUGCUAUGCUCAAGUCGUGAGCAAAUGCAAGGGUCACGACGAGCAGGGGAGCAGCGCGCCUCCCUCUGCGAUUCGGAUGGAAAUGCCUCACGAAGGCACACGGCAGCAAUACCACCACUAGCAAUGCGCAAAGGCACACACAACUGGAGACAUCCAGGUUCCAGGCCACGGUAGUCGAGAGCGGGCGCAACAUGCAUGCAUAUUGAACGGCGUUUUGGGUAGUCUUGGGAACAUUCACAUUUGGCACAUGCGCGCUGGGUCAUCGUAGGACAGCAUUAUGCAGUAUUCUUGAAUGGCACAGCUACAAGAAUUAAGAUAAACCUCAAGACAAACAUCAAAACAAAAAUCAAGACGACAACAGUGC
Messenger RNA from Didymella exigua CBS 183.55, 752 nucleotides. RefSeq lists its product as uncharacterized. NCBI's taxonomy places the organism in Eukaryota, Fungi, Ascomycota, Dothideomycetes, Pleosporales, Didymellaceae. Bases 52 to 408 code for a protein of 118 amino acids. The record is from RefSeq and is a predicted model, not a curated record. The transcript has 2 exons.